Molecule: messenger RNA, 562 nt
Organism: Cervus elaphus (red deer)
Lineage: Eukaryota; Metazoa; Chordata; Mammalia; Artiodactyla; Cervidae
Product: late cornified envelope protein 5A-like
Exons: 2
Coding region: 50-370 (106 amino acids)
Biological process (GO): epidermis development
Source: RefSeq, a predicted model, not a curated record
GACAGUUUCCACCCCUCCACUGACAAGGUGUACUGACUUCCUCUGCAAGAUGUCCUGCCAGCAAAGCCAGCAGCAGUGCCAGCCCCCUCCCAAGUGCCCCACCCCCAAGUUUCCUCCUCCCAAAUGUCCCCCCAAGUGCCCACCUCCAUGUCCUCCCCCAGUCUCCCCCUGCUGCGGCCCCAGCUCCGGGGGCUGCUGCAGCUCGGGGUGUGGGGGCUGCUGCCUGAGCCACCGCAGGCGCCGCAGGUCCCACCGCCGCAGAGCCCAGAGCUCCGGCUGCUGUGGUGGUGGCAGCGGUCAGCACCCCGGGGGCUCCAGUUGCUGCCACGAGUCUGAGGGCUCCGGCUGCUGCUCUGGGGGCUGCUGCUGAUCUCGCCUGUGAGGACUUGUGACAAGCAGAGCUGGAACCAAAGUGCUGAAUGCCCACCCCAGCCUGCUGCUCACUAUCCUCUCCCUCUGUGCCCUGCAGACUGAGCUGCUGAAAUCUUCCCACGGAAACAUCUGCAUUUUCCCUAAAUAUUUCUGGCCUCCUCUUCUGAGUUACAAAAUAAAAAACCUUCCC